GGCAAGUGCCCUGGUUAAGAUGGCUGCCAAAAGUUUUGCUUUCCGCCUCAGGGGCUCCCGGCGCGUUUUCAUUGCCUUCGUGGCCGGAGCUGUAGUGGGCGCCACAGGGGCCGGGUUCACGGCCGUUCAGUUCCUCCGGAGUCAGGGCGCUGAGGCAGCACUGGCGGUGAGGGAGCCCGACGGUUCUGCAGAAAAGGCUCUCUUGGAACAAUUUGGAUUCCCUUUAACUGGAACAGAGACUAGGUGUUACACUAACCAUGCCUUGUCUUAUGAUCAGUCAAAGCGGGUGCCUAGAUGGGUUCUUGAACAUAUAUCCAAAAACAAGAUAAUAGGUGAUGCAGACAGAAAACAUUGUAAAUUCAAGCCUGAUCCCAACAUCCCUGCAACCUUCAGUGCCUUCAACGAGGACUAUCUUGGAAGUGGGUGGUCACGAGGACACAUGGCUCCAGCAGGAAAUAACAAAUUUUCAUCUAAAGCCAUGGCUGAAACAUUUUACCUUUCUAAUAUUGUGCCUCAGAAUUUUGAUAAUAAUGCUGGAUAUUGGAACAGAAUAGAAAUGUACUGUCGAGAACUGACAGAGAGGUUUGAAGAUGUUUGGAUAGUCUCUGGACCAUUGACCUUACCUCAGACUGGAAGUGAUGGAAAGAAAACAGUUAGUUACCAGCUGAGGUCAUCCAUGUGCUUUCUCUGGUGUGCCUGUUUCAAGAAGAUAUUGAUUCCAGACAAGUGAAACAUACCUGAAGAUUCUGGCCUGAAUAUGAUAAUUGACCUGACAAGAAUCUCUUCAGACACUGAGUCAACAUGAAGGCCCAGCUCUGUGUGUGUGGAGUUGGGGAAGCGAGAAGCAAAUCGUCAUUUCUGCCUCUUGGAUGCAGCGAAACAAGCUCAGGCCAGCAUGUACGAAAACUAACUUCAGGUCACGAAUGAGUGCCAGCUUUAUGGCUGUUAUAUAUAUUGUGUUUUCCAGUCACUCCCAGUUGAUUUCCAGUUUUUGUUACAAUCUUGACAAGAGUUCAGUGCUUUUUGGUAAUUUAACAGCAGCAAAGAUUUCCUUUGUAAUGUAUUUUUAUACCUAAAUCUUAGAUGAAAAGAGUUGUUAUUGCUUUACUGAUACUAAAGACUUGGUUCAUAUUAAGCCCUCAUAUCCUUUGUUCAGCGCAUCAUUUGUAUCCAACCUGCUUUCUCCUCCUGAUACCUUAUUGUCUACCUUUAACUGGUCUAACCUUGCUUGAUCCCGUGUUUCCCCACUCUCCUUCUGCAAAACCAUCUUUUCUACCAAAUGAAAUUGCAUCCGUAUCUUUUGAAUGGCAUUCAUUACAAAAAUAGCUUUUUACAUAGGUCUUGCAGAUUUUAAAGUCUUUUUUUUUUUGUAACUAAUAUGUCUUUGUAUCUUCAUAACUAUUCUUGAGCUAGACAGCAUGGGGAUUGCUAUUACCUAUUUUAUGAAUGAAGAAAGAAGAUACUGGUGGAUGUGACUUGCAGCUUAGUGGCAAAGCCAGACUUGACCAGGUCUCUGGGGUGCCAAUCCACUUAACCAUUCUGCCCCAGUACCCUAGUAGUCUCUAGAAACAUUUUCUGAAAGUCUUCCAGUUUUCCCAAAAUUGAGAAAAAUUUAUUAUGUAGGUUGAGUUGUCUACAAAGAAGAAGAUAGCUCUAAGAUAUUUUAGGAUUUUUUUUUAAGUCUUAAAUUCAAGGAAGAAACAAUAGGUUUUUUGAAUUUCCAAAUAGGACUGGUCCCUAUAUUAGACAGGUUAAAGAUAUUUACUUCCUGAGAACAGAACAGACUGAAUCAGAGAAGAUAGUGAGUGGCUAAGUUUUCGUUUUUCUCUUUAUUUCUAGGGAUAGUAUUUACCCCUCUUUGUUGAAAUAUUGUGAGAGGGUCAUGGGUGGAAGAAUCACACUUUGUAUUCUUAGUAGGAAUUUCUGUGUCCGUGAGGUUUCUCAGAAGUAACAAUGGAGGCCCUCUAGCCAUUGUGAGAGUUUUUGAAAACCUAAUAGAAAUGGGACGUUUCCAUGAGGUAAAGCCGUGACUCUUAAAAUGUCAAACUUCUUUACUUUUGGCUGGAAUUUAAUCAACCUGAUUAGAAGCCCUGGUUGGCAGCAGAUGGGCAUGACCAAUUCAUUAUUUUUGAAAAUUU
Diceros bicornis minor is the source of this 2138-nucleotide messenger RNA. It is a transcript of the gene EXOG, whose product is annotated as exo/endonuclease G. Bases 20 to 730 code for a protein of 236 amino acids. Lineage: Eukaryota; Metazoa; Chordata; Mammalia; Perissodactyla; Rhinocerotidae. Gene Ontology annotation, biological process: apoptotic DNA fragmentation. The record is from RefSeq and is a predicted model, not a curated record. Gene Ontology annotation, molecular function: nucleic acid binding; 5'-3' exonuclease activity; metal ion binding. Gene Ontology annotation, cellular component: mitochondrial inner membrane; nucleus. The transcript has 7 exons.